AUGUUAUCGUUUAAGCAACUUGUUUCCUCCGUGCUAUCGCUGCUUGCCUUCAUUUCCGUGUUUUACUCGGUGGGAAAGCUUGGCAUUUUCCUGGCAACGCCCAGCCGCACCCAACCGUCGACCCAAGCCUUUCCGACAAUCCGUACCGAAGUACGUGCAGCUCUGUUUCCGCUAUUUUUCAACACGAUUUGGGUGGUCCUGUUCGUGCUGCAGCACAGUGCCAUGCGGGCUGAUGUGGUGAAACGUGUUUGGAAAGCGAUCGGACUCGAACUGGCCGAACGGAGCCUGUACAAUAUAUCUUCGUCGUACUGUUUGUUGCUUUUGAUUAAAAACUGGAAGUCUUCACCAACUCAGUACAUGCUUUGGUUUUUUGACGUCGAAGAAAACCCAACACUCUGGUGGUUGAUGGUAGGAACGCACGUGAUGUGCUGGAUUGUCGUGUACGGCGGAAGCUUGAUGGUUGAUUUACCGGAACUGUUGGGGUACAAGCAAGUUUACUACGACAUCAACGAUCUGGCCCCGACAAUGUCCUACAAGUCGCGUGAAUUACAAGACUAUUACAAGCGCUACCGCCAUCCGUCGUUCGUUGCGCUCUCGAUCGUGCUGUGGUUCACCAAUGGCAUGACGAUCGAUCGUUUGAUGCUUGCCAUCGUUUGGAGUGUGUUCAUGUACCUGGGUUGGAACACGACACAGGCAGAUUUAAAGUACCACGAGCAUCAGCUCGAACGUAAACGCGCCGAGUUGGUCCAUGUAACCAAAUAA
This is a messenger RNA of Anopheles marshallii, 762 nucleotides long. RefSeq names its product nurim homolog. The coding region runs from base 1 to 762 and encodes 253 amino acids. Gene Ontology annotation, cellular component: nuclear membrane. NCBI's taxonomy places the organism in Eukaryota, Metazoa, Arthropoda, Insecta, Diptera, Culicidae. The record is from RefSeq and is a predicted model, not a curated record. The transcript has 2 exons.